GUGAGCAAGUGGUACAUGCCAUCAACUAACCCAUUCUACAAGGGGUGGGGGGUGGUUAUUGCUUCGAAGGAGAGACUCCCAUAUAAACACAAUCACAGAUGUCUCGGUCCAAGCUGUCUGCCUCUCUCUCGCCCUCUGCCAGAUUCUAAUCACUAGCACCAGCACUGAGAGAGACGGAGAGAGAGCUGAGAGAGAGAGGGAGGGAGGAAGAGAGAGAAAGAGAGGGGAGUGAGAGCAAGCAAGAAAGCUGAGAGAGAGCUGAGAAAGGGGGGAGAGAGAGCAAGCGAGAGAGCUAAGAGAGAGGGAGAGAGAGAGAGAGCUGAGAAGAGAGAACAAGCAAGAGUAUGUAUACUACAGAAUCCACUGCCUUCUCUACUAUUCCCACAUCUCUGUGCUUGUGAACUGGAGCAAGGAGUGAAUCUAAGGAGCAUGUUUUGCUUCUCCUUUCAAACGGGUGUAUUUCAGGACUGUCAGCUACAAUGUUGGCAUGAAAUUAAAUGAAAAAAGGCUUUGAGUUGGUCUGUCUUGGAGGUGGAAAAGAGCUUGGAAACAUAGAAAAGCAAACUGUAUAUCAUAGACUGAAUUGGAUUCAACGCAACAAGGGAAACGCUGUCAAACUGGAGUUACAAUUAAACCUUAAGGGACUGGCACUGAGGACGCGACCCUGCUGCCCGUGGAUUGGAUACCUCGCACUACCCGGAUCAGCCUGCUCAGACUCAUAGCUCCUCAGUGGGGCAAGUCACUUUGUGUACUUCACUGGGGAAAGAGGAGGAAGCUGACUUUAUGGGUCCCUUCCAACAAGUUGGAAAUCGCAAAUUCAACAAUGAGAGGUUUGGAAGGUAUCAGUGGCUAACUGCAAGCAUUGCAAAGCAACCACUAGCCUGCUAUUCAGUGGAGUGGCUGUGUGUUUUUUUUCAGAGUUUCCACCCUAAAUACAGAGAAUGCCAGACUUUGAUGACAAAGUUUGCCCACAAAGGACCGCCGUGCCAACUUCCUGUUUAAGUGAGCACACCACAAGGUAAUGACGUGGCUCAGGUUUGACCCCGGAGAUGCCGAAGAGACGAGACAUUCUGGCCAUUGUGUUGAUCGUGUUGCCUUGGACGCUACUUAUCACUGUUUGGCAUCAGAGUGCCAUCACCCCUCUGCUAGCUGCUCGAAAGUAUGACAGACAUGAGAGUCGGCGAGACUCCCGGAAUACCUUCACCUUCAAGGAGCCCUGCACCUCGGAGAACAAAAAGGACAUUGUGGAGGUUGUGCGCACCGAGUACGUCUACAGCCGCCAGCCGCCCUGGUCUGAUGUCCUCCCCACCCUCCACGUCGUCACCCCAACCUACAGCCGGCCGGUCCAGAAGGCAGAGCUGACCCGUCUGGCCAACACCUUCCUCCACGUGCCCAACCUGCACUGGAUCCUGGUUGAGGACUCUCAUCGACAAACCCCGCUAGUCACCAGGCUCCUUCAGGAAACAGGCCUGAACUACACCCACCUUAACGUGGAGACACCCAGGAACUAUAAGCUGCGUGGGGACAUGAGAGACCCCAGGAUACCCCGGGGAACCAUGCAGAGGAACCUGGCCCUGCGCUGGCUCAGAGAGACCUUCAGCCCCAACAACAGCAACAGCCAGCCUGGUAUCGUCUACUUUGCAGACGAUGAUAACACCUAUAGUCUGGAUCUGUUUGAGGAGAUGCGUUCAACAAGGAAGGUGUCUGUGUGGCCUGUAGCCUUUGUGGGCGGCCUGCGGUACGAGUCCCCUAAAGUCAAUACCCUGGGCAAGGUUUACGGCUGGAAGACUGUGUUUGACCCCAACCGACCCUUUGCCAUAGACAUGGCUGGGUUUGCGGUGAACCUCCGCCUCAUUCUCUUUAAGCCUCAGGCCUACUUCAAGCUGCGGGGAGUCAAGGGAGGAUACCAGGAGAGCAGCUUACUGCGGGAGCUGGUCACCCUCAGCGACCUGGAGCCCAAGGCUGCUAAUUGCACUAAGGUACUUGUAUGGCACACUAGGACAGAGAAGCCUGUCCUGGUGAACGAGGGAAAGAAAGGAUUUACGGACUCCAACGUGGAGAUAUGAAACUUAUUUUGGAGCACAGGUUAUAUAUGGCUGGGAUUCCAAACGGACUGACAAAAGACAAGCUCCAGGCAAGCAGGAUCAGGGUGAAAUAUAUAUUUACUGUAAUACGACUGUAAAGGGAGUCAGACGGCCUUAUUGUCUACUACAAGCAGUACACAGCUAUGUAUCAAUACAGGCAUAGAAUAUCAAAGCACAGAUUCAUGGAGGAUGGUGAUACUGUAUCUAGCUAAGCGCUUUACUGAUGCAUCAAUGGAAGACGCCCACAAGGAGCUCGCCAGUCGCCAGAGUGCAACUUAAACAAAAGACUGUCGGCGGUUCAGACAACUGGAUGGCUUCAUACAGUGGUCAACAGGAAGCAUCCUUAACCCAGCUGACACAAACCAACAUGAUUGUAACCAGGUACUGGACCAAACUGAAUCAAUCAGGGGCCCCAAAUGGCUUUUGUCUGUUGGUGAUUAGGCUCCUUUUGUUGUGGAGCGGACUGUACUUGGGGUGCAGAACAGAGCUGGAUAAAGUAGGUCUUGUCUGACUGGAGUCAGCAUUGACACUGACAGACUGAUCUGGAGAGGACAUGAACCCUUCCCACGUCCCAUUGUAAAACACUGAGCUAUUCAGACAGCUCUGCUCCCUCAAACCUAUCACUAAUUAGCACACAAACAUCCGCACGCAUACACGCACAGAGUAAUCAGCGUAGGAACAAUGAUUUAGUAUAAGCCCCGCACUGUAAUGCCAGCUUUUAUUUGCUGUUGCACAUCUUUUACUGACCAUUUAACACUACUGAUUUAUAUCAACACUUUAAGAUCAGGGUCUAUUGUCUGUUACAGUUUCUCAAUCACAUACAAGCAUUUUUUUAACAAUCGAUUUUCAAAACAAAGUUCACAAGACAGAACUCUGUGGCUUUUCACAAAACAGUGAAUGGUUGCCUUACCAAAAUGUAGUUACCUUCUCAAAAUAUAAAUGCAUUAAAUCAAAACUGAAAUUGUACAUUCAAAAUUGCUAAUUAAUUCAUCAAAAAAACACGACUGCCUGCAAAAAGAUUAACACAACCAUACUUAUCUUGAAUCCAAGUAGACACGAGAAAAAAAUCCCAGUAGAUCAACACAUUUUCCUUGCAGUUACUAACUCAUGAUGAUCAAAAUUGUAAGUACAACUAACCAAAAGUGCAGAAUUAUGUGCAAUUACUCUCCUUUUAUGCGUAUUUCACCAAACAAUUUCAUACACAUUAAAUCAAAUAUAUUCCUGAUAACAAACAAAAUAAGCACAUUGUGUGCAGGAUUCAUCGGUAUCAUCACAAUCCAAUUCCAUUCCGUAUUCAAUACAUAACUAUGAGCAAACCAGGCUUUGUAGACUCCAUUGGCGCACAGAAACACAAUCCAAAAUUGAAAUAAGGAAAGGUGAAUACAAUGGAAGAAUAUAACUGGUAUGAAUGUAUAGGGAGGCCUCAAAGCAAAACCUCUAUAAUGAAAGGUCACAAUGUUGGCGAGGAUAACUUAGGAGUAACCCAACUUUAUCUGCAUCCCUACAGUAUGUGUACAUGGUAUGACACUGAUGGGGUGAUUUAGAAUUUCAUGCAGUAGUAUUUACUGAUUGCCAGAAACAGUGAACACAAUUGCACACAUUUCUCUUCUGAAGAAUACAAUGUGUUAAUAUUCUGUGACCAAAGCACUUAACAGUGAAUAUUGUAUUUACCAAUGACAUUUGUACUUAAAGUCUUGCAAAAGGUGGUCUAAGAAUUCCCAGAAGAUACCGACCCUACCAUUACUCUUGUUUACACUGGUAUGUGAACGCAAUCAUAAUUACAUUAAGACAAUGUGGAGCCAGUGCAAGAUAUGGGUUGGAAAACAUACCUCAGUGCAGGGAUGGGAUAUGCCACUGUACUUCAAAUUUUACCUUUAUAACAGUAGGGUCAGUAUCUCCUGGAAAGUCUAACACGGAACCCAAACCGGCUGCGCGCGUGCGCCAUCAUGCAUACAUUUAUUUUGCCCCCCCCACACCAAACGCGAUCACGACACGCAGGUUAAAAUAU
Salmo salar (Atlantic salmon) is the source of this 4092-nucleotide messenger RNA. RefSeq names its product galactosylgalactosylxylosylprotein 3-beta-glucuronosyltransferase 1-like. NCBI's taxonomy places the organism in Eukaryota, Metazoa, Chordata, Actinopteri, Salmoniformes, Salmonidae. Gene Ontology annotation, biological process: carbohydrate metabolic process; chondroitin sulfate proteoglycan biosynthetic process. Gene Ontology annotation, molecular function: galactosylgalactosylxylosylprotein 3-beta-glucuronosyltransferase activity. Gene Ontology annotation, cellular component: Golgi membrane. The record is from RefSeq and is a predicted model, not a curated record.